GUAUCCUAGUGCGCUCGCUCCCGCUCCAGGCUGGUGGUGGAAAAAAACUGCAGCGGCUGUUACCGGAGCCAAGCAGAGAGGAGCUGCGUGCGAGAAAUCACAGGCACUGGCAAGAGUUGAGCUACACACACUCGGAUUUUCGUUGUUCUUUCCGAGGACGACGUUGUCAAAACCUGGAUGUAUGGCUGCCAAGAAGUGGUAGUAUCGGUGGGAAGAUAUCCGGCGUCUGAAAGGAAAAUUGGCUGCCGCGUUAAGAUGCCCUGUGGUUUUGUCUGAAUCAGUGAGUUAUGGUGCUUUCAGACCUGUAACACUCAAGACAACGGGGAGCUGCAAAUCCUGGCAGGUUCCAGAAGUGGGUGCUGUCUGCUUCAAGACUCCAUGGCUGCCAGUGCUGCCUCUUGAUUCAUUGCAUUGCACUGUCCAGUAUUCUCUGCAUUUUAGCCUUGAAUAGUGUUACUACAGUUAGUUCCUGUAGCCCAAAGCUUCAUGGAGGGGUUUCCUGUCCACUGACCCAUCAGGCUCUCUCACUGGACCAGCUGCCAUGUCCGCCUGCAGCACCUUCACCGAGCACGUGUGGAAACCAGGCGAGUGCAAGAACUGCUUUAAACCUAAGAGUCUGCACUGUCUGGCUCAGAGUAGUGGAGGGAAGCCUCCUUCUGAGCAAAGGCCUCCAACAAUUCAGCAACACUAUCCAUCCCCUGCUGGAGCCAGAGCCAACACUAACCUUACCAUCAACUCCCAGAAGGCUGGCAGUGGGUCUGCUCGCUCAGGACACUUUCGUCCACCGGUUGCUAAGAAACCAACCAUUGCUGUUAAGCCCACUAUGAUGCUGCCCUGCUCCUCUGCAGGACUGGAUUCAGAUGGUAACCUGCAACGACCACCAUAUGUAAUAGAACAGGGCAAAACAUCAGCCUUCACUGUCUGGAAUCGCAAUGGACUGAACCGUAAGAGGCCUGGUGGGCCCAGCAACAACAAUGAAGGAGAGGAUGGCAGUGAAGAGAUUGAAGGUUAUGGACAACUUAGCCCAAUGACCCCUAGUGGAAAUAACAACAGUGGACUGACAGAUGUACUAAAGGAAAUUGCUGGGUUAGGCCCUGGCCCUAGCCCCAUGCCCCUUUCCAGUUCCAAGGACUUGUUUUGGGGAAGAAUCAGUAGUUCAUACAGACGCUCCUUGGAAAGAGGCCUUCCAGCCUCAAGCUGUCUUGCCAUGGGAAGCAGCAGUUAUAGUGGUGGUGGGACUGCUCAAAAACGGGUAUCCCUUAGCGAUAGCUCUGAGGUCAUUAGCACUGAGGGUGGUCGCUUUUGCUACCCUGAGUUUUCCGAUGAUGAUGAGGAGGAUGAGGACGAAUAUACUGAAAGGGAUGAUGAUGAACAUGAGAGCUGGGAUGAAAGUGAUGAAGAGUUACUAGCCAUGGAGAUCCGUAUGCGAGGCCAACCACGAUUUUCAAAUUUCCGCGCUGCCACGUUGUCUCCAGUGCCCUUUGCUGCAGGGAAAAAGUGGAAUACAGUGCCACUUCGCAACCGCUCACUACAGCGUAUUUGUGCAGUGGACUAUGAUGAUAGCUAUGAUGAGAUCUUGAAUGGAUAUCCCUCUAUGGACUCCAAUGGAGUUCUUCUUCCCUAUGGGCCCCAUGACAUGCAAGGCAGUGGUUUCUUAUCAAAUUCAGAGUCUACCACUUCUCCAGAAUCAUCGUCAUCCCUUCCAGAGGAUUCUCGAACAACUUCCAGCAGUGGGAGCAGUGCCCCCUGUGCUCUUCGAAAUGGCUUGCGUUCUCCCUCAUCUUCUAAGGCACCUUUCUCCUUCUCUUCUCCCCCCAAAAAGGAGCCCGUCCACAGAGCACUGAGUCCACUUAAGGUGACUGAAACACACAAGGCUGUCCUAGCCAUUAGAUUAGAGGAUCAGGAUGGCAAAGAAGGCAAGCCAAUGCCCCAAGCCCUUCCAGGUCAACCAGUCACUAUUAGUUUUAGUCCCACAGAGGAGCAGGCUAAACCAUACCGUGUAGUGAAUUUGGAAAAAUCUCUGAUCUGUAAGCCUUAUACUGUAGUUGACGUGUCAGCGUCCAUGACCAACAAAGAUGAGCAGACUCCAGACUCUACCGCAAAACCCAAAAACCUGUCAAUGCCUUCCAGCCCUACAUUGUUCUGUAGCACUCAUUUAGGUCAACCCCUGUCUCCAACCUCCCCUCUUUCUCCUUCUCCUGUGAUGCUAAUGUCACCCACAUCUGUCGCCCUGUCAGGUACACCGCGAAAGAAAUCAGGGAACAUACGCUAUCAAGAAGUGUGGACAUCAAGCACAAGUCCUCGCCAAAAGAUACCUAAAGUGGAUCUAGGGUUCGGGAGUAAUGCUGGCCCCUCCAUCCCUACUCAACACUUCAGCCACAAAUCCGCUCCCACUUCUCCAAUUGCUGGGCUGUCUUCCUCACAAACUGUGCCUGUGAAAUCUUCCAACUUAUCAGAGAUCAAGUUUAACAGUUUCAAUAAUGCAGGCAUGCCUCCUUUUCCUAUUAUUAUUCGGGAUGAACCAGCAUAUGCCCGCAGCUCCAAGAAUGCUGUUAAGGUACCUAUUGUUAUCAAUCCAAGUGCAUAUGACAACCUAGCUGUAUACAAGAGCUUUUUAGGACUCAGUGGUGAACUGCCACAGCCAAAGGGGGUAGGUAGUAGGGUAACCAGCCAUACGUAUGAAGAGAUUGGAUCCUCUGAGAGUGUCCAGUCCUCCUCAACAGAGAAAACUAUCUCUGGUAGAGGCACAUCAGAGAGAGUCUCUUUUGAAGAGACAAAAUCCCCACCUGAGGCAGUACCAAAAGCACCAAAUUUACAACCUAGAACCACUACAGACUCUAGCACCGUAACAAGCACUGUGAGGAGCUCAACAGUUGGGGCCCACUCUCCCACUACAUUAACAAAUUCCCCCGCCAUUCUUGCCAUUACUGCACAGCUACCUAAAACCAGCCCUACAACCAAUGCUGUUACACACACUUGCAAGACAAGUGGCGAUGCUACUUGCAGUAAAGAUGAUAAUACAGAUGAAGCUAUGUCUUCUGGAACAGUGGUAAGCCACAGGGAGGAGGCCAGUGCUGUGCUUUUACAGAUUGUGGCCUCCAUCCAACCUCCCCAGUCUCCUCCAGAGUCACCCUCAGCACAAGCUAUUACCCUCAGUUCUGAAGAGCUGUAUGCCCUCCCACCUGAUGCCAUGAGGGAGACCCUUACCCGACCCAAGUCUCUCUUUACUAUAACUGAUGGCUGUCUUUCCAAACCCAAGAAGGACACGCCCUCCAAAGUUUUGUCUAAAUCCCAGAGUGCCUCUGCUGCUGUCUCACUCUCCAGCCCUCGAUCAGAGCCCAAUGCCCCUUUCCCCCCUCCUAGAUCCACAUCUUCCCCUUACCACGCUUCUAACAUCCUCCAGAGACAUUUUGGCAACUGGACCAAGAGCUCUGCCUCCAGUUCUCCUGUACGACCUAGUGAGGGUGAAGCAAGUCCAGGUGGAGAGGGAAGACGUACUUCAACAGAAAGCUCCAAACCCAAACGCUGGAUCUCCUUUAAGAGCUUUUUCCGUCGACGGAAAGACGAGGAUGAGCAGAGGGAGAGGAUGGAGAGAGAGAGGGACAAAGGCAAGCUGGUUGGGCUUGAUGGCACAGUUAUUCACAUGCUUCCACCACCACCAAUCCAACAACAUCACUGGUUCACUGAGGCCAAGCCAGAUGAUCCGACCCAGAAGCCAACCAUCAUCUUUACCUACAAACCAGAAAGUGGCAACACCCCUGGUGACGGAGAAGGAGAACUACGAGUAGAAGAGUGCAGAGAAAAUGCACUACUGAUGCCUGAAGAGAGCAAGGAAUCCACACCUCUGAGCCCAGGGCGAACAGCACCCUUACAAACCACUGGAUGUGAUCUCAUCAGCAAGGAUUUUAGCCAGGUACCAAUCAGUGCCAGUAAUGCCAGGGAUCUGGAGCUGCCCCGUGCCGCCUUCCUGCCUGCCAAAGUGAAUCUGGGGCUGGUGCUUGGGGAGGGAGAGGAGGGCCAUGCCAACCAGGUUGCCACGGCAGCCUCAGCCAGCGAGUGCAGCGCCAGCCUCGGAGAGCCAGAGGAGGACGGGAAUCACUCCCAUCGCUCCCACUCACCUGCCUCCAGCCAAUGCAGUGCUACAUACAGCAACCUGGGUCAAUCCAGAGCCAACAUGAUCCCACUGAAACAGCCUCGAAACAUCAAAGCAUCCAAUGAUACCUUGGCCUCCAUCGACCUGGACGGCCUUGCUGACCAGCCGGCUCCAAAGGCCACACCCCCACCACUACCUAAGAAGGCUGUACCUCGCUCCAGCACCGAACCAAACCUGGGAUGCAAAGAGGCAGUCCAGGGCGGCCUCAGACCGCGGGCUGAGGCUAGACCUGGGGGCACCAACCUGAGUGUGGCUAACCCUAUCUACGACUUGGACUCUACCUGGGAAACAGCUAGUCAGAGCUCCUCUCUCAGCUCUGAGCCUCAUCGGGGCCAUGACCACGAGAGCGGUGACUCCCUGGAGAGACCAUCAGCUGCCACGGCUGCCAACAAAGGCCGACCGUCUAACAGCGUGUCCUCCCUGGUCCCUCAACCUGCAUCUGCCGCACCCAGUGUCACCGCUGGCAGAGAGAGGCGGGUCUACCCGAGUACAGAGUCUCUGGCUGGAAGGGGUCGGACAACAGGUCGAGGUGCUGCCGCUGGAGGCUCCAACCCCCAGAGACCUGCUCUUUACAGGGGGUUAGACAGCUGGGAUGAGGUGGUGGGGAGGAUCCGGGGGCUCCACACGGACACGCUGCGGAAGCUGGCAGCAAAGUGCGAGGACCGUUUCAUGGCUGGUCAGAAGGAUCACUUGAGAUUUGGCACUGACAGCUGGUCGCACUUCAGGCUGACCACUGGGAAACCCUGCUGUGAGGCGGGGGACGCUGUGUACUACACUGCCUCCUACGCCAAGGACCCACUGGUCAACUACGCCAUCAAGAUCUGUCGGAGCAAAGUGAAGGAGACCCAGCAGCAAUUUUUCCACAGCCUUGCAGUGAGACAGAGCCUGGCUGUGCACUUCAACAUCCAGCAAGACUGUGGACACUUCCUGGCUGAUGUCCCCACCCGCCUGCUGCCCUGGGAAGAGGAGGAAGCUGAGGAGGAGAAAGAUGAUGAUGAUGAGGAAGAUGUAAACAGACUGAAAGAGAAAGAAAAAGAGAUUAAGACUGAAACCAAAGCGACAGACUCCAAGGCAACAGACUCCAAAGCUCCAAACAGUAAAUUAGAUCAAACCCCGACAGCAGGUCACAUGAACACAGUUGGCCGCUUGAGGAGCCGAGUGGUGGUCAUCACACGCGAGGUGCCCUUCCAGACAGUGGCUGACUUUGUCCGAGAAGGCGUGGCACGACAUACCCAUAACCCGGAGCUAUACGAGCGUCAGGUCUGUCUCCUGCUGCUGCAGCUGUGCUCCGGCCUGGAGCACAUGAAACCUUAUCACGUGACCCACUGUGACCUGCGACUGGAAAACCUGCUGCUGGUCCUCUGCCAACCUGGCAACCCCUGGAACUUGGACGUUCUUGAGCCCAACAACAACACCACCUGCCCUGCCCGCCUCAUCAUCAGUAACUUCUCUCAAGCAAAACAGAAAAGCACUCUGAUUGCCUCCGACCCCGGUACGCUACGCGACCAGUCACGCCUCGCACCAGAAAUUGUCACGGCAACUCAGUACCGCAAGUGUGACGAGUUCCAGACUGGGAUUCUCAUCUAUGAGAUGCUGCACCGGCCCAACCCCUUCGAGGAGGCGCCCGAACUGAAGGAGCGGGAGUACACCUGGGCCGACCUGCCGCCGCUGCCUGUCAGAUCGCUCUAUUCACAGGGUCUGCAGCAGCUGGCCAGGUUACUGCUCACUGUCAACCCCUCUGAAAGAAUCCGCAUGUCCGAGGCCCGCGCCUGCCUGCAGUGCCUGCUUUGGGGCCCUCGGGAGGACUUGUUCCAGGCACUGGGCUGCAGCAGCACGGGUCCCAUAUCAGGGGCCACUUCCAGCCAGCGCGAAGCCACCCUCCAGAACUGGCUGGACCUGAAGCGGACUCUAAUGAUGAUCAAGUUUGCAGAGCGCUCGCUGGAUGCGGCUUGCGGUGUGAGCCUGGAGGACUGGCUGUGCUGCCAAUAUCUGGCGUUUGCCACCACGGACACCCUGAGCCGGGUGGUGCACAUCUUGCAGCAGCCGCAGCCACAUCAGAACCAGGGCCAGCCCGUUCACGCAGCGCCGGGCCAAACUCAAACGCAUCAAACACACACUCUCCACCUGACUCAGUCACAGCCACUGUGAGUUCGUCCAGCCAGCUGUCACUAUGGCAACGGUUCCAACUUCCCCCCUGUGGUCCCUCUUCUGACGCUAAUGUGUGAUGUAAGCUAAUAGUCAGCUUUGUUUUUGCAGCAGCCACAGGGCUCACCUAAAACUAAAUAGCUGGUUGUGCAGUAUCUGUUUCCUUCUCGGACAAGACAAUCCAUAGAGUGAGAGGCUGUGUUCCCGUCAUGAUCAGGGUUAUUCUUAGCACUCAUUAACAACAGCGAGAUGGUUAAGAGUCCAGCAAAUUAAGUGUCUAUCCGCUACUCUUCUCUGAACCAGUCCAAGACAAACUGAAACAUUGCAGUGACUUUUCAGACAUCUCCUCACCAUUGUUUUUUUGCCAAAUUCUGCAAGACUACGAACUUGUCAUAGCUAUAUGUUAAAUAUAGUUUGCAUUGCCGCUGUCUGCAGUAAUUUAUUUGAGGCACUGUCAAGUGUCAAAAACAUUUUAGAUUUUUUAAUAGUCCAUAGAAAAGAUUCAUCAGACAUUUAAAGAUGCACCACAGUUAGUUUCCUUCAAAGUUCUCAGUUUCUGUUGAGAAAGCAUCAGAACUAACUAAACUCGGUGUUUGCCUGGAGGGCACUAGGAUUGGGCAAUGGUUAGGGUUAGGUGCCUUGAAGUCAACGGUUGCAGUGCUGCCUGGAAGUCGAUGUUGGGGGCUUAUAACACCAUAGAGCAUUUAAUUCACAAUGUUGUAUUUUAAGCAGUUAACAGUUAAUUCUGGAAAAUACGCAGAUUUUAAAUCUGUAAAGAUGAAGGGAGGUCAUUUAAAGGAAGGGAAUAAUAACAAUUUUAAAGAGACACAUUUUUUGAACCAUGGAGAGGACAAAGCCUGAUGGCUGUCUUCAAAUUCAAAUCUAAUCAGAGUGCAAUCCUUUGUCCGAAUCUUAACUGAUGCAAAAGUGACAUAUGUUUUACCACUGAAGCCAAAGAUCUGCAACAAAUUGUCCACCUGGACAGUUUGUAGAUGUUUUUACAAGAUAUAUUUAAUUCACUUUAUUACAAAAUGCAGUCAGACAUGAUUACAGUAUUUAGAUUUGUUGUCAGUCUCAAAGUUCACACAGCUCAGACACUCAGUGAACAACAGUGAAUUAUCACUCGUAUAAACAUUCAAAAGCCAGUCUGGAGUUAAAUUGACCCCAAGUUACCCCCUUAAAAGCUGUUGUUUCAUAUCAUACUCUACACUGUAGAGUAUGUACCCGAGGUAGGUGAUGAACACUGAGCUCAUUUUGGCUUUGCAGUUUUCAGAGAAUAUGUGCAAUUACUAUCUUUGUUUAUUAUUUCCUUUGGAGGUAACAGCGUAUGAACAUUUAUAUGCAGUCUUUUACUAAUCGUCUCUUCCAUUAGUUUUGUGGCACAUAAACUGAUUCAUUUCAGUUAAAUCCUGCAAAUUAAAAA
This is a messenger RNA of Etheostoma spectabile (orangethroat darter), 7721 nucleotides long. RefSeq names its product pseudopodium-enriched atypical kinase 1 (gene peak1). The transcript has 8 exons. Gene Ontology annotation, biological process: protein phosphorylation. The coding region runs from base 542 to 6301 and encodes 1919 amino acids. Gene Ontology annotation, molecular function: ATP binding; protein kinase activity. The record is from RefSeq and is a predicted model, not a curated record. NCBI's taxonomy places the organism in Eukaryota, Metazoa, Chordata, Actinopteri, Perciformes, Percidae.